GUUUAUGUACGCAGGCGCCGUAAGUGCGGACGUGUGAAUCAGAUAGCCAUGAAUGGGGUGGUGGGGAGACGAGUAGCUAUGUGGACCGUAUCUGGAGGCAAAAAUCGUUGAUUGUAAUACUAUGGAUUAUUUAAAAGGUUGACUCUAUACGUCUGUUUGAGUUGCCUGCCGUUUGGUGACUUCGGGUAUUGGAUUACAUCGGUGGAAAUCGGGCCCGCUUUCGCUCCACGAUUUUCGACGUGAGACUUUGCGCCUGAAGAAAACAGCAUCGGCUACGACCAGCUGCAAAAUGCCACGGGACAUCAAACCGUCUUUAAUCCAGAAAAUCGCCACUCAAGCUUAUGCUACGUUUAAAAACUUCGGGGCGGCCGCCAUUGCUGACAACAAUGUCUUUCUGGAUAAUCAAGCGAAGCUGACUACCCUUGUAACUGAAAUCAGGGCUGCAGACCUAAAGAUAACACCGCCGAAAAGCAAAAGCUCCACGCCGAGUCCCCAUAACCCUCCUGUCACAUACAUGCAUAUAUGCGAAACCGAUGCGUUCAGUAUGGGAGUAUUUCUGCUAAAAACAGGGGCGUCUAUCCCUCUGCACGAUCACCCAGGUAUGAACGGAGUGUUGAAAGUUCUCUACGGCAAGGUCAACAUACGGUGUUUCGACAAGUUGGAUGCACCAGACGCCCAGAGUCUGCCUCUCUUCGACCCACCGCUGCUGCCCUUCCAGAAAGAUUCUAUCAGGCGCUGUGUUCUUCGGUCCACAGGUGAAUAUACAGAGGACAGUGGUCCUUGCAUUUUGACCCCUGUGAAAGAUAACCUUCAUCAAAUUGACGCGGUGGAAGGACCGGCGGCGUUCCUCGAUAUACUGGCACCCCCAUAUGACCCCGACGACGGGAGAGACUGUCAUUAUUUCAAAGUUUUACAGACGGUUUCGAAAUCGGUGGACAGAAACUCAGAUCAGACAGUGGAGGGGGAGAGGUGGCUUCUAGAAGUUCCUCAACCCGCCGAUUUCUGGUGCGGAGGCGAGCCUUAUCCCGGCCCCGAGGUGUCUGUCUGAAACGUGCUGCCCACGCUAAGGACACCUGUGCGUGUUCCACGUUAUAGUGUGUAUGGCCUAUUGAUCGCAUGGGAAGUUCAAACGAAGAUAAAAAAAAAAAAGUACUUAAAAGCGCAUAUUCAGUGUCACGAAUUACAGGAAAUAUCUUGAAAUGCCAAUCUGCUGGGAUCAAUAAUCUUUGCAUCGUGAUCAUUUUGUCCAAAUAGCCUAAUCAUUUCCCUUGCAUGUUCCCAUGGCGGUCUAUAUGACAGUGGUCUCUUGAGCAGAAUUUGCAAAUCCAUCAGGCUGUGAUUUCAACUAGUGCUGAAUGCAAUUGUAAAUAUCGAAUGUAAACAUGAUUUAAAGGCAUUUAUCCUGGUCUACAUGCACACUACAAGUAUACCCCCUUACAUGUGCUUAAUUUAUUUUGAAAAGAAAAAUGUGUAUACAACAAUUAUCGCAGUGUUUGUAUGUUAUGACCUUAUGCUUUGAUCACAAUUAAAAUAUCCACGUCAUCACAUUUGAUAUUA
Messenger RNA from Alosa alosa (allis shad), 1557 nucleotides. It is a transcript of the gene adoa, whose product is annotated as 2-aminoethanethiol (cysteamine) dioxygenase a. Gene Ontology annotation, cellular component: mitochondrion. The transcript has a single exon. Lineage: Eukaryota; Metazoa; Chordata; Actinopteri; Clupeiformes; Clupeidae. Gene Ontology annotation, molecular function: oxidoreductase activity, acting on single donors with incorporation of molecular oxygen, incorporation of two atoms of oxygen. The coding region runs from base 290 to 1048 and encodes 252 amino acids. The record is from RefSeq and is a predicted model, not a curated record.